Messenger RNA from Homalodisca vitripennis (glassy-winged sharpshooter), 1101 nucleotides. Its product is annotated as programmed cell death protein 6-like. The transcript is spliced from 4 exons. NCBI's taxonomy places the organism in Eukaryota, Metazoa, Arthropoda, Insecta, Hemiptera, Cicadellidae. Bases 340 to 876 code for a protein of 178 amino acids. Gene Ontology annotation, molecular function: calcium ion binding. The record is from RefSeq and is a predicted model, not a curated record.
AACGGGAGGAGCUCGUGAGUGGCUCUUGUGAUUGGGAAUGUGAUGUUCUUGUAUUAUCAAUCUUUAGAUGUGUUUAUACGUUAUAGAUUAUUAGAAAUUGAAAAUAAACUACAGCAGGUUUGCUACAUAGAGAAGUUUAUCUUCUAGAAAUUAUGUGCAAUUGUUAAAAAGUUUAAAUUGUGGUUUAUAUAAAUUAGGAAGAUACCUACCAAGUAAAAAACUAUUAAAAUUAUUGAAUUUUGUUGUGAUUUUAGAAUGAAAUUGGGUUAGCUUUAUUUACACAGUCAUUUAGUUUUACAAAUAUUUCAUGCAAUAAUCAGUUAUUUUGGGAGGGAUAAUAUGGCUCAGUUCUCAUCUUCUAUGCCAAGUCAAGAGUUUUUGUGGGAUGUGUUUCAAAAAGUUGACAGAGAUGGAAGCGGAUUCAUUUCAGUGAAUGAGUUGCAACAAGCCUUGUCAAAUGGCAGUUGGAAUCCAUUCAAUCCAGAAACGUGUCGUUUGAUGAUUGGAAUGUUUGACAAAGACAAGAAAGGACAGAUAACAUUUCAAGAUUUUGGAGCACUAUGGAAAUAUGUAACAGAUUGGCAGAGCUGUUUUCGCUCCUUCGACAAGGAUAACUCUGGCAACAUCGACAAGCUUGAGCUGCUGUCAGCUCUGCAGACAUUUGGUUACAGACUCUCUAUGGAGACUGUGGACAACAUUGUCAAGAAGUUUGACCGAGGGGGUCAAGAAAAGAUAUACUUUGAUGACUUCAUCCAGGCUUGUGUUCUCCUACAUAAUAUCACAAGCUCGUUCCGGCAGAUUGACACUGAUCAAGAUGGCAUUGCUACAAUCCAAUAUGAACAGUUUAUAAAUUUAGUGUUCAGUUCUUCAUUUUAAAAAUAACAUCAUCUAUGAUCUUGUAUAAUACCUUGUGCCUGACAUUGUUUUUUUAAGAUAAUAUACAAGAUGACACACUUGGAAUCUCUAGAACUUUAUAGAAAUACUGAAGAUUGCUAUGUAAGUUACAAGAUGCUUAGAUGUGAAUUUGCUAUAAAAAUUCGUUAUAUUUAUUUUUUCUUACAAGUUUUUGAAAUGUUGCUAAAUAAAUUUGUAAAUAUUUCA